AGUUGGUGCGAAAGAUCCGGGUAGAAAGCUGCGGAGAUAACAUCAAAUCAAAUCAGAUAAAAACUAAACACACACACAUAUAUAUACUCUGUAUGUAUAGUUGUUAUCGACACUCAAUAACACUUCUUAACAAAUCUAAAUCUAAAAUAGCAGCAGCAGCCUAUAUAUAUACGCCACCUGCGUGUCAUUUUCCAUCACAGUUGCUUUGCUUGUUAAUACAUCUUAUCCUCAUCAGUUUAAUCAUCAUCAUCGUUAUUUAAUUAGCUGCCCUCCUUUUCCUACUAAUUAAGCAAUAAAAGAAAAAAGAGAAAUAAAUAUAGAGAUUAAUUUGAAAAAGGCAUGGAGUCUUAUUCAGUGAUGAUGAUUCGAAUACGAGAUUCUGUGAAUUCAUAUUUAUCAGAAUUCGAACCUCUAGUUCUUGUUGUUGCACCUUUUUUAACGCUUUUUAUUGCUCGGGUUUUGCAAUCCUUAAUUCAAGUUUUUCAAGAUAAAGGAUUUAAAUCCACUUUUAUUGGAUUCUUCAUGUCGCUCUUCAAGUUGGUGCCUGGUGUGAAGAAGUAUAUUGAUGCUGAGAAACAAAAGGUGGUUGACCAAUUACAAUCAUCUGGUAAAUCUCAAAGGGAUGGUUGGAAAACCGAGCUACCAAGGACAGGACUAGGAGGUGCGGUUAUAGAGCAAAUGAAAGAAGAGAAACACAAGGAUCCAGCUUGGCAAGGCAAAUGUUCUGGUACAGUAUAUAUUGGAGGAAACGAAUCUGAGGGUCAUUUUUCUUUAAUAAACGAAGCAUGUUCAAUGUUUGCACAUACCAACCCAUUACAUCUAGAUGUAUUCCGAAGUGUUGUUAAAUUUGAGGCAGAAGUGGUUGCCAUGACGGGUGCUCUUUUUGGAAGUAAAGAGAAGGCAUCUGGUGGACAAAUAUGUGGCAACAUGACUUCAGGAGGAACAGAAAGUAUAUUGUUGGCUGUGAAAUCAUCACGUGAUUACAUGAGGGCGAAAAAGAACAUCACAUGUCCAGAAAUGAUAAUCCCUGAAUCUGCACACUCGGCUUAUGACAAGGCUGCCCAGUAUUUCAAAAUUAAGCUGUGGCGUGUUCCCGUGAAUAAGGAAUUUCAGGCAGAUGUGAAAGCUAUCAGGAAAUAUAUCAACAAGAACACCAUAAUGAUUGUUGGAUCGGCACCUGGUUUUCCACAUGGAAUCAUUGACCCAAUUGAGGAGCUCGGUGAAUUGGCAUUCAGUUAUGGGAUCUGUCUGCAUGUAGAUCUUUGUCUUGGUGGUUUUGUGCUGCCUUUUGCACGCAAACUUGGGUAUCCAAUUCCACCAUUUGAUUUUUCUGUUCAAGGAGUGACAUCUAUAUCAGCAGAUGUGCACAAGUAUGGGUUGGCACCCAAAGGGACUAGUAUAGUUUUAUACAGAAACCAUGACAUUCGGAAGCAUCAAUUUGUUGCCGUUACCGAGUGGACUGGUGGUCUCUAUGUGUCUCCAACAAUUGCUGGUAGCCGACCUGGAAGUCUGAUUGCAGGGGCUUGGGCAGCCAUGGUUUCUUUAGGUCAAGAAGGUUACCUUGAGUACACGAAGGAAAUAAUGGAAGCUUCAAAGAGGUUACAGAAGGGAGUAAAGGAGAUUCCGGACUUGUUUAUUGUUGGAAGGCCAGAUAUGACUAUUGUGGCUCUCGCCUCUAAUGUGGUCGACAUAUUUGAAGUAAAUGACCAACUGUCCUCUAAAGGCUGGCAUUUAAAUCCCUUGCAGAGGCCUAAUAGCAUUCAUAUAUGUGUGACCCUUCAACAUGUAUCCAUUGUUGAUGACUUCCUGAAAGAUCUUAAAGAUUCAGUUGAAAUUGUGAAAGCAAAUCCGGGGCCAGUAAAUGGAGGACUUGCACCAAUAUAUGGUGCAGCCGGGAAAAUCCCAGAUAGAGGUAUGGUUAACGAGUUACUUGUGGACUACAUGGACAAUACAUGCUAAUAUUGAUUGGUUGCUCUCAUUCUUUGUCAAACGCUUUCAAAGGAAAGGAUAGGAAAGUAAAUUGUCUUACUGAUUUGUAAACAAUUAUAUUACAAAGAUUGAUGAUGUAAAAGUAAAUUAUUUGAAAAGUCAUCUGUGGCUGAUCUUCAUUGGCAUUUCGGGGCUGAGCUCAUAUAUAUUUGCAGUAUAUGAACAGAUGACAGGACACGCUUGUUGUAAAGUCUUGGUGAUUUGUAUAGCGUCGUUUAUUGAUA
Erigeron canadensis is the source of this 2213-nucleotide messenger RNA. RefSeq names its product sphingosine-1-phosphate lyase. Gene Ontology annotation, molecular function: pyridoxal phosphate binding; sphinganine-1-phosphate aldolase activity. The record is from RefSeq and is a predicted model, not a curated record. Bases 340 to 1959 code for a protein of 539 amino acids. Lineage: Eukaryota; Viridiplantae; Streptophyta; Magnoliopsida; Asterales; Asteraceae. Gene Ontology annotation, cellular component: endoplasmic reticulum. The transcript has 15 exons. Gene Ontology annotation, biological process: carboxylic acid metabolic process; sphingolipid catabolic process.